GAGGAUCGACUCAGCCAAGCCAAACACGGAACGUGUCGACAGAACAGGCUUGCCGUCGAACCCCUUUCACAAAAUGCGCUAAAAUGCCGCUGCCUCUACUAACUCGGUCUUUUUUCACAUUGCUUGGAGCGAGCAGGUCUCCCUUCUCUGCCUACAACUCAAACGUUUCUCGCGGGUUGCGGAAAACCCCCGAGCCGUUUCAGCUCCCGCCCCCCGGAGCCCACCCACGGCGCCCCCGCCACCCCCGGCGCCCCCGCCCGUGCCUUGUGCAGGGACGUCUCCAGGUGGCACGACCCUGGCGCCACCCCGGCUGCACUCCGGCUCGGCCCGCCUGCCCCGGCUCACGGCUCGGCUGGACUCCACUCGGCGAGCGCCGACCCUGCUGCCUGUUGUGGCCCGGCUGACAGCGGUGCCCCGGUCCCUCCGACGCUGGAGCCGAGUAUCCGGCGUGCACAUGGACCGCGCGCCCUUCAGAGCCACCCACCCGGCCAGACGCCAUGGACGACCGCACGGUGGACCUCAUCUUCGCGGGCUCGCUGCAGAGCCUGCCGCCCGUCAGCUCCAAGAUCGUGCGCAUCUUCACCAGCUCCACGUUCACGGACACGACCAUGGAGCGGAACACCCUGAUGGCGCAGUGCUACCCUAAGCUCAAGGACUUCUGCCGGGAGAAACAUGGGCUGGAGUUUCAGGUCGUCGACAUGCGAUGGGGCGUCCGGGACGAGGCCACCGACGAUCACAUGACCACGGAGCUGUGCAUGCGCGAGAUCGCCAACUGUCAGCGGCUGUCGAUGGGGCCCAACUUCGUGGUGAGCGGAUCACUCUUCCCUUGCAACGGGCUGAAGGCUCCGGGCGGGCGGACGCCUCGGUGUUUCG
Molecule: messenger RNA, 873 nt
Organism: Frankliniella occidentalis (western flower thrips)
Lineage: Eukaryota; Metazoa; Arthropoda; Insecta; Thysanoptera; Thripidae
Product: NACHT and WD repeat domain-containing protein 2-like
Exons: 4
Source: RefSeq, a predicted model, not a curated record